Molecule: messenger RNA, 303 nt
Organism: Aspergillus mulundensis
Lineage: Eukaryota; Fungi; Ascomycota; Eurotiomycetes; Eurotiales; Aspergillaceae
Exons: 2
Coding region: 1-303 (100 amino acids)
Source: RefSeq, a predicted model, not a curated record
AUGCCCGCGGGAAUGAAUAUCGGAAAAGCGCCCGGCCGCUCUCCGGCUGCCUCCUCCCGCAACAUCGCCUUCAUGACGAUGGCCGGCGUGAUCGGCGGCGGCUACGCGCUGCUGCGACACCAGUCGCCAAAAAAGGGGAUCGUCAAGGAAGACGACCUGGCGAAUACCACUGGCGCGACUAAACUGGGUCGGUCGAAGAUUGUCUCGGAGGGGGAUGUUGGGGCGACGAUGGGGAACCCGCCUCAGGGGCAUGGGCAUGUUGGGCGGUCGCCGAGACAGGCGUCGAAUCGGGAGGACUUUUAG